CAAUAGGGUAGAUUUUUGUUCCAAUAUUUUCGAAUUUGUGUUAUAAGCACAAAAAACAAAUUUAGAUCACUUAAUAAAAGAUGCUCUCCGAAGAGCCUCUCCGCUCCCUCUCCCUCUCCGACUCCGACGAGACGGGAUCCAGCUCCCGGAUAUCCUUCUCAUCGGAGUUUCUCGACGAGAGCAACUUCAUCACCAUAUGCCCCAGCCCUCGGGCGGAGAGGGAGGAGCGAUGGCCCGGGGUUGACUUCGAGUUCCUCUCCGGAAACCUAACCAGCAUGAUCGCUGCCGACGAGCUCUUCAGCGAAGGAAAGCUGCUCCCCUUUCGCCCAAUCCAUCACACCGCCAAUGGGAUCCGCCUGAAACCCGACGAGGCGCUGGUGAGAGUCGAACACGGUGAAAAGGAUCGGGAGGCCAGGAUGGCGUGGUUCCUCGACGAGGAUCCGUCUCCUCGACCUCCCAAAUGUACCGUUUUGUGGAAGGAGUUGCUCAGGCUGAAGAAGCAACGCCCUUCCAUGCUUUCACCGUCAAAUUCUUCUUCUUCUUCUUCUUCUUCUUCCUCUUCCCGAACUUCAGUAGCUAAAGUUCGGGGAGAGGCAGUGGGGAAUAAUGAGAAAAGUAGCAAUAAAUUGAAGAAAGGAUCGUUUAGUAUAAGAAUUAGGCCGGUUUUGAAUGUGCCUAUUUGCAUUCAGGCGAAGAAUGCUGCGCUGCCGCCAUUGUUUUCCACCAGAAAAGGUAGAUCAUAGAUGAGAGAGAGAGAGAGUUUGGUUUAAUGGUUAUGGUUGCAUUGAUUUCAUGUUAUUUUGUUAGGGUUUGUUAUAACUGAAUUGAAUUGACAACUGAAUCUGGUUGUAUGAUUUGGUUGAUGUGUAACUGUUUCAAUCUCUAAUUAAAUCUUGAUCUCUUCUUAUGUUA
Molecule: messenger RNA, 912 nt
Organism: Salvia hispanica
Lineage: Eukaryota; Viridiplantae; Streptophyta; Magnoliopsida; Lamiales; Lamiaceae
Source: RefSeq, a predicted model, not a curated record